Mus pahari (shrew mouse) is the source of this 2097-nucleotide messenger RNA. It is a transcript of the gene Plek, whose product is annotated as pleckstrin. Lineage: Eukaryota; Metazoa; Chordata; Mammalia; Rodentia; Muridae. Gene Ontology annotation, cellular component: plasma membrane. The record is from RefSeq and is a predicted model, not a curated record. Gene Ontology annotation, biological process: actin cytoskeleton organization; intracellular signal transduction. The transcript has 10 exons. Bases 108 to 1091 code for a protein of 327 amino acids.
GCGCUGCCCGUCCACCUUGAAGAAAACAGGGCCGUCAUUGGGCUGGAUGCGCAGCGCGAUGGAAAGGCGCACGAGUCCGGGGAAGCGUGUUUAAUACCUGGAAACCCAUGUGGGUUGUACUGUUAGAAGAUGGAAUUGAGUUUUAUAAAAAGAAAAGUGACAACAGCCCCAAGGGGAUGAUCCCGCUGAAAGGAAGCACUCUCACUAGCCCGUGUCAAGACUUCGGCAAGCGGAUGUUCGUGUUAAAAAUCACUACAACCAAACAGCAGGAUCACUUCUUCCAGGCAGCCUUCCUGGAGGAGAGAGACGCUUGGGUUCGGGAUAUCAAGAAAGCCAUUAAAUGCAUUGAAGGAGGCCAGAAGUUUGCAAGAAAAUCCACAAGACGGUCCAUUCGCCUGCCAGAGACAAUUGACUUGGGGGCUUUGUAUCUGUCUAUGAAAGACCCUGAAAAAGGAAUAAAGGAACUGAAUCUGGAGAAGGACAAGAAGGUUUUUAAUCACUGCCUCACAGGUAGUGGUGUCAUUGACUGGCUGGUUUCUAACAAGCUAGUUCGGAAUCGCCAGGAAGGCCUCAUGAUCUCCGCUUCUCUGCUCAGUGAAGGAUACCUGCAGCCUGCUGGAGAUCUGUCCAAGAAUGCAGCAGACGGCAUAGCAGAAAACCCUUUCCUGGACAACCCCGAUGCUUUCUACUACUUUCCAGACAGUGGAUUCUUCUGUGAGGAGAACUCCAGCGAUGAUGAUGUCAUUCUGAGAGAAGAAUUCAGAGGGGUUAUCAUCAAGCAGGGAUGUUUGCUGAAGCAGGGGCACCGGAGGAAAAACUGGAAAGUGAGAAAGUUCAUUCUGAGAGAAGACCCGGCCUACCUGCACUACUAUGACCCUGCUGGGGGUGAAGAUCCCCUGGGAGCAGUCCACUUGAGAGGCUGUGUGGUGACUUCGGUAGAGAGCAGUCACGAUGGUAAGAAGAGUGAUGAAGAGAACCUCUUUGAGAUCAUCACAGCAGAUGAAGUUCAUUAUUACUUGCAGGCAGCCACUUCCAAGGAGCGUACUGAGUGGAUCAAAGCCAUCCAGGUGGCCUCACGGACUGGGAAAUGAGGACACCAAGAAUCAUCGAGGAGAAUCUGACUGGCCAAGAUUCUACAACCAGUAUAAUAGAGAUGGAAUUCAAGACCAGACUUUGAACUUUGAGUCGGCAUUCUAUUUUGUAUUCACCUUCCUCACAUGCUUCCAGGGUGUAUCAUUUUAAUGUACUGUUUAUUUAAUAUUCACUGUGGCAAGAGUUCUCAAGCUAUGUAGGUCUGUUCCCGACACACCAACACUCAAAUAAAACAAUAUUGUGCCUGUAUAACUUUCCAUGGGAAAGUCUGGAGACCUUACAGAUAGUCCAGAAAGUCUCAAGGCUGGACGAGGAUGAGGCCUUUCAUCCCUUUGUAUUCUGAGUUUUCCCUCCUGUUUUCUUCUCACUUGAAUGAAACAAUUACCGUGACACUCCACACCACACAUAAGACCUCAGCCUACAAGUGUCCCUUGCUCUUCUGCCCUUCUGCUCAAUGUCAUUUCUCCAAUGAACAAGAAUGUUAGCUGGGUCCUUAGAAAAUCUGAGCCUGAGAUAGAGCAAGGAGUGAAUGAAAUUUAUUAAGAAGUGAAAAGAAUACUAAAAUAGACAAAAGUGCUAAGAAGGAGAAUUGGGUGGGGAAACUUCAACGCAAGUCUAACUACGUACGGGGUUGGCCUGGAAAGCAUGGCAAGGGGCCAUCUUUCCCCCGACCAAACAGGACAUCAGGUCCUCUGUCUUGUGUGGAGAAGUGACCCAAAGUGACAAUAUAUUUAUGGUCUAAUGAACAGUAGUGCAUGCUCUCUCUAAUUGCUCAGAGACUUAUAAGAAAAAAAGACAGAAAGAUCAGAGACCAGGGACUCUUGGGAAGAAGCAUAAGGAUGGACAUCUGGGAGUGGGUGUAAAGUGUGAGGAUGUGUGUGUCACAUUCUAAUAAUCCCAGAAGCUUCCGUCCCCAAAUCACUUGGCCUGUAAUCACCACAGCCAUAGCACAAAUGACACACGAAUGGGUAAUCACAUAUAGGGACAACAGCAUUGGCUUCAACU